Rhinichthys klamathensis goyatoka is the source of this 2773-nucleotide messenger RNA. RefSeq names its product olfactomedin-like 2Bb (gene olfml2bb). The record is from RefSeq and is a predicted model, not a curated record. Lineage: Eukaryota; Metazoa; Chordata; Actinopteri; Cypriniformes; Leuciscidae. Bases 368 to 2464 code for a protein of 698 amino acids. The transcript has 8 exons. Gene Ontology annotation, biological process: signal transduction.
AAGUUUGGGUCAUUGAUCCAAUGGCAGAACUCCUCCCUGUCUUCAAACACUGCUUUAGGUUCCUGCCCACUGACUUCUGUUCAUACAGCAAACCUUUCAAAUAUCCAUUCAUCACUGGCUAUCCAACACACUGAAGGUCUUCUUUCUGUCUGUAAAAACCAUAAGCAUCUGCUUUCACCAAACCAAGGACCCUUUUGACGUCACCAGGGGCACUUUUUACAUCUUCAUUAAUUAAUGGACCAUUGAUGCAUAGAUUACAUGAAGAAUAAUUGCAUUUUUUCUUGGACGAACAGACAAAGAAAAUACUUCACCUUGACAUCUUACUAAAAUUGCUUUAGCAGCUCUUCUUGUCUGAAGAAUUUUUAUAAUGGAAUUAUUGUUUUUGAUUUUUUGCUGUGGCACGUUUUGUUUUACACGUGCAAGUGUGACGGAGCAACAGACUGCUGACAAUAUAGAAAACCGUGCAACUCUAGAAGAUGAAAUGGACAAUCAGGAAAACAUCUUAACACAGCUCAUUGGGGACUAUGAUAAGGUGAAGACUCUCUCUGAGGGCUCAGACUGUCGGUGUAAGUGUGUAGUAAGGCCUCUGAGCAGGAGCGCAUGCAAGCGCAUUGAAGAAGGUCAUGCCAAGCCUGAGGACUUCUACACAGUGGAGACAGUCACUGCAGGACCCAGCUGCCAGAAGUGUGCCUGCAUCGCCCCUCCGUCCGCCCUGAACCCCUGUGAGGGAGACUUCAGGUUUAAGAAGCUGCAAGACGCCGGGCGGGACGAUAUCAAGCUUUCAACCAUAAUGGACCUGCUAGAAGGAGCAUUUUAUGGGAUGGACUUAUUAAAGCUUCACUCCGUCACAACAAAACUUCUGGAACGGGUUGAUAAUAUUGAGAAAUCGUUUUCCGGAAACUUGACAAAGGAUAAAGUGAGCGUGAAAAGUGAAAAAGCGCAGGGGAAGGGGCCUCGCUCCAACCAGCGGCAAGAGAAGAAGAAGCGUCUCAGUGUGCUGGAGCCCUCGCUGCAGAAGAAUGUGGCCGCUGCGUUUGCUCACACCGUGAGGAAAUAUGAGGAGAAGUUUGUUGGGAAUCAGGGCCCCAGCAAGCCUGUGCUGAAGAGAAGCAACUCUGGGGAUCAGGAGGAGCCACAUAAACCUGUGAAGACCAAAGCUGGUCCCAAUGGCAUGGCCAUCAGAAGCAUGACCUUCUACAAAGCCAACACGAUGGAGGAGAGUGAGGGGGAAGAGCACAUAGUUGCCACAGCACCACAUGAGGUUGUAAGUGGCGAUGGCUCUGUGGAUUUAAUAAUUGAGGACGAGCUCCAUAAGAAAGAGCCAUCUGCAUCUGUGACAAGACCUGGAACUCCUGCAGCAGUGACCCAGACACCCUCAAUGAACCUCAACCCACAGAACGGAGACCCUUCUGCUGCAAACAUGCCAAAUGUGACAAAGCAAACUAAAGGAGAGACUGUAAAAGCCAAGAAGUCAGGCACAAUUACAACAGCAAGGGCAAUCCUGCCAACCGCGGUGACUUUAACUACCACAACGACACCAAGCACUAAUACAACAAGCAUUGCAACUCCUCUUGCAGUUCCAAAACAGCUGGCCAGUGUUACAGCACCCACAAAGAAGUCCAAACUUAGUUGGGAUGAAGCUACGACUCAGACAAGCACACAACCCCCAAAGAAGACCAAAGAACAAGGGAUCUGCAAGGACACAUUAGCAAGCAUUGCUGAUCCUGUUACACACAACACAUAUGGUAAAAAUGAAGGUGCCUGGAUGAAAGACCCAAAAGGCAAUGGAAAAGUUAUUUAUGUGACCGACUACUACUCUGGGAACCAGCUUCUGGAAUUCCGUGAUAUGGACACCUUUAAACAAGGGCAGUUUAGCAACUCCUACAAACUCCCUUAUAACUGGAUUGGCACCGGCCAUGUCGUCUACGGUGGCUCUUUCUUCUACAAUAGAGCUUUUUCUCGUGAUAUAAUCAGGUUUGAUCUUCGUCUCCGGUACGUAGCAGCCUGGACCACCCUUCAUGACGCAGUAUUAGAGGAGGAGGAGGCCCCCUGGGGUUGGGGAGGACAUUCAGACAUUAACUUUAGUGUGGACGAGAGCGGGUUAUGGUUAGUGUACCCAGCUCUGGACGAAGAGGGGUUUCACCAGGAAGUGAUCAUCCUAAGCAAGCUUCAACCCUCUGACUUACAGAAAGUGAAGAGCUGGAGGACGGGCCUGAGGAGGAACUACUAUGGAAACUGCUUCGUCAUCUGCGGCGUUCUGUACGCCGUUGACAGUUUCGAGCGCACGCAUGCCAAUAUUUCCUACGCGUUCGACACGCACACACACACCCAGAUGAUUCCCCGUCUCCCUUUUAUAAACAAUUACAGCUACACCACACAAAUCGACUACAACCCUAAGGAACGUAUGCUUUAUGCAUGGGACAACGGCCAUCAAGUGACUUACAAUGUAGUAUUUGCUUAUUAACAGUAAUUUAACACUUUAUUAAGGUACUGUGUGCAGCACUUUCUGUGUAAAAUAGUCAAAUGAUUGUGUCUUAAGUGGGUUGUAGAUCAGUCUACAUGACAAAUAUUUUUAUGAAUAUUUCAUCGUAUCUUUUUUUUGGUCUGUUGCAUGUCUUUUGUAUUUGCUUUUCAAAGGAUGUUUCUUAUUCUCAAAGGGGUACACAAAUAUUAUUGAGCAAUUCGUGACAAGGUUCUCACUGCUUUCUUGAAGUGUACAUGUAUGUUGUAUAUAAUGUAAUUUAAAAUAAACUUUAUAGCAAGCUCUUCUAAA